CCAAUUUGGCAACACUUGUCCCUACUUGCCCCUCCCUUACUUGUGCCGUUGCACUUUUGAUGUCAUUGCCAACUACACUCCAGUCCGGUAGGUGGCAGUAAAUGCCCCUUCAGUUGGUUUGCCAACCGCCAGUAAAACUUUAAAGAGGAAGAAUAAGAGUCUGGUGGUUUGUUGGAACGUGGGAUGCAAAGCGGAGGAGCGCCACCAAUUAUUGUAAUGAAGGUAAUCAAAGUUCUUCUGAAAGAAACUUUGCAUGCUAAAAGUUUAGAGCAGCGUGUUUUAACCAGCGUUCUGACAAGCUAAGCGAGCAAAAAUAGCUCUGCUAAUUAGCCAGCUAAUAUCAAAUUUCAGCGUUUCUCUAUAAAGCACAGAAUGCCAAAAAGCUAUAAUGUUCUCCACAAUAAGUACAUAAAUUAAAUGCUUAGAAUAAGUUUUUAGUAGGUCAUGUCAAGAGUAGGAUUCUCAAGCGUCAAUGAACAUCCACUGAACUUGAGUGAAAUGGAUAAAUUACCUCCUCGGCAUGCAUUCAAGAUUAAGAGUCCAGCUAAUGGAGUAGUUAUUUGAUUUGGGUGUGUUGUAGCAGAGAAAUGUCUAAAAUUGCCAGGAAACUGGCCCUCUGGGGCCAGUGUUUGAGACCAGUUGUUGGUUUGCAACAUUGCGUUAUGUAGGUUGCAAACAAGUAUUUUAAAACCGGUAGACUUAGUUUUUCCUAAAACAUUUCCAAUGUUAAAAUGACCAUUACUCAGAUAGAGGCCAAAUGUAUUCAAAUUUGUUUUUCAAAGUCAGGUGAAAAGAACUCUAUUGAAUUAACCAUAAUUUAGUCUAGGAGUUGUUCUCUAUUACACAGUGGGGAAAUAAACAUUCAACUCCCUCCUGAUUUGUAAGUUUGCUCACUCUCAAGAAAUAACCUCUCUCAUUUUGGAGAUAGUCAGAAUGUAAGUCAAAUUUUACAUGGCUUCAAAGUUACCCUGUUUUUGAGUGAAAUAAGCAUUUAAUACCCUACAGCUCAGUCUGAAUUACUUGCAUAUUGGUCAUGGGAUGAUUACCAAAACCCCGGAUCUCAACUCGUAGCACGCAUAAAGUGUGCGUGCCACAAAAUCAUAAUUUCUUCCAUCCACGUCUCUCCACCAUGACAGUCAAGAUCAAAGUUGUAUCAAAGCAUGCGAGAGAUAACGCAUGCAUUUUAUGUACAUGGAAUUUGGAAAGCAUAAAAACUUUGCGACCAUUGGUUUGACUCUGUAAAAGAUCUUGGAUUGAAGAGGAUCAAUACCAAGGUGAUGGAUCAGUCUACAAUUGCAAAGGAGGAGUGUGUUAACAAUCUCGGCACAAGUGGAACCACAGUUACCAAGAAUAUUGGAUGUGGUGCGGCGGAGUCUUCACAUCCAGGCCCAGCGGAAACGGCUGAUAGGCUGAGUUUCACCCCGACUGCACUGGGCCGUCUGAGCUGCUCGCGCCGUUCUACUGGAUGUGAAGUCUUUGUUGCUCCACCUUGUUCACAAUGAGUUCCUGUUCCUUUAAGGGAUCUCUCCAGCGUUCACCAUAGUCACGCUGCGCAGGAUCCAUAUUCAGAGAAAGUCCAGCGGUGGAGUAGGGAAAUACCAGAGCAGCUUUCCUCUCCUCUGGGUGCUGAGCAACUGGAAGGAACCCAACUGGACCUGUGAAGUAAGACUUUCAAACUACCCGCAUCUCGCCAUGAACACAGACAAGCAUCCUGAAGUCGCAUCCCCAGAGGAGGACGAAAUGGAAGCUUGCAGCGCGGCUGCCGAGGUGAACGCGCAGGAGGAGGAAGAGCAGAAGGAAGACGCCUCUGUCACUGUGAAUGGAAUACACUCGGAUGCUGUCAUGGAUGCACGCGUGAUAAAAACCGAAGCCGAGGAGACGGACGAUGCUGAGCACGCAGUGAUUAUGCCCAAAGAGGAAGCGGAGGGAGACAGCGAGGACGGGAUGGAAGAAGGCGUUGACGAGGACAGGACAGAGGAGGAUGACGAGCAGAGGGACGAGGAUGGCAUGAAUGAGCCGCAGGACCUGUCACUGGUCGACUACUCGCGCUACGAAGCGGCAUCCCUGCCAGACGGCCAAACGACAGGUGCGUUGGAUGAGGCUGCAGACGGGGGCUACGCGCCCGGAUCCACGGCACCCCGCAUUCCGACACAGGGGAAACUCAGCUGCGACAUCUGCGGUCUCUCCUGCAUCAGCAUUAAUGUGCUGCUAGUGCACAAGCGCAGCCACACUGGUGAGAGGCCAUUCCACUGCACUCAGUGUGGGGCCUCCUUCACCCAGAAGGGAAACCUGCUUCGCCACAUCAAACUGCACUCCGGAGAGAAGCCUUUCAAAUGCCCGAUGUGCAGCUACGCCUGCCGACGACGCGACGCUCUCAGCGGGCACCUGCGCACCCAUUCUGUAGAGAAGCCCUUCAAGUGCAACCACUGCAGUCGCAGCUACAAGCAGCGGAGCUCCCUCGACGAGCACAGGGAGAGGUGCCAUGUGUACAUUCAGAGCAAAGGUCCCGCCGAGAGAGCAGAGGACAGCCACACAGCCAGGUCUCAGAUGGGCUCAGAGCGCGCGCUGCUUCUCGACAGGCUCGCCAGCAACGUUGCCAAGCGGAAAAGUUCAAUGCCACAGAAGUUCACUGGCGACAACGGGGUCUGCCUGGACCUGAGCUUUAACAGGGAGAUGCUCCACCGAUCUGACAUAAAGGACCCUCUACCUGGCUCACCUGGGCCAGAGGGCCAGCUGCAAACAGUCCUUGCAGGCCCAGAUGGCGACCCACCUCCCACCCACAGACCGUACCCCAUCCCAUUAAACCGCACGGAUAUCAACCCAAUCAGCCUCACCAACGGCCACAAGAUGCCUCUCCUGGGCCUCCCUCACGGAGCACAGCCGCCCCUCAGCAUGGACUCCUUCCACAACGACGCCUCCCAGAUGACCCAGCCUGUCAUGUACAGCCUGGGUCACCUGCUGGGGGGGAUCAAUCACCAGAACGGCGUCCCGCACCCGCACAGCCAGCCCAUUCCGCUGACGCCCCUCGAGGCACUGCGGGUCAUGCGGGCGGACGGAGAGUCCGGGGCGCCGCCCGGAGCGGUGUACCCCUGCGGCCACUGCAGGGUGCUCUUCCUGGACUACGUCAUGUUCACCAUCCACAUGGGAUGCCACGGCUUCCGUGACCCGCUCGAAUGCAACGUUUGUGGCCACCGCAGCCGGGACCGUUACGAGUUCUCCUCCCACAUAGCCCGUGGUGAGCACCGCCUAGAACUCAAGUAGACUGCGUUCAUGCACACAAACGGUCACCUACAUGGAGAUAGACAGCGAUUUAGUCAUACAAGUAGCUGGUAGUAUUAGAAAUGAAAGCAUAAAGUGGCGAAUCUGUCUGUCCUCGGCGUUUGUUAAAGUGUGUGUGAGUAUAGACGUCGUGGGAGUGUGGCGGCUGUUCUUAGUCAUCCAUCUGAAAAGAUGGCCUGUAAAGAGUUAUUGCAGGAGUAUUUCUACUCCUUAGCAUGCAUAUAUUUGUACGUAACGAGGUUGUCUGUUUGCAUAAAGCCGCGUGUUUCCACUCACACAAAGCAGCACAAAAUACUGUAUUUAUGCUGUACCUACUGUUUUAUUUUGUCUGUAUAAAGAUGUAAAAAAAAUAAAAGAGCGGUUCUGUCAUCACACACAAGCUGCAGAGCGUUUAGAGAUGUUCAAGUUUGCCAAUUCUGACUGCAAAAAAAAAACCCAUCCUAUUAUCUCGAAGGUCACAUGUCUCUUUUUUUUAAGGCUGUGGUUUUCAGAGAUCUGCAGUUCACGGCUUCAAAGGACACCACUCUGCACCAUGUGCUGGUUUCUCACUCCAGAAUAAUAUACUCAUUUAGCGUUCCCACGAGGUAGAGAAGCCUCGGUGUUACUGCUCGAAGCGCAGAACCGAAUCAUUUUGUUGCAGCAAGAUAAGGGAAACUAUUCCAGUGCCUUCAAUGUAAAUUAGUUACUGGAUCGUCCCACUGAUGCCUGACGGGUGUCAGAUCUUACACUUGACUAUUUCUAAGAUGAGAAACUGGUUCUAUUUCACAUCAGACGUCUCUCUGGGUCGUCACGAUCUCGGGACGACAUGCUGAGGAGUCUCGGUUUAAAUGAACAGCUAACUUGUUAUUCAGUUAGGAAAGGAUGAGAGAAGAUACACAAAUUAAUUUCAGUCAGCAGUUUCUCCUUCCUCCUCAUUCUCACCUCACCCACAGAACGGAUAGUAACAGUAAUCCCCACAACAUGAUGCUGCCACCAUCAUGCCAGUAAAACUCCAGAUAAUGGGAAUUUAUCUGUGUGCAGGAAAAAAAAAAUGCAUUGAAAAAUUAGGGUUUUGUGGGAAUUUUCAACAUGACACACUUUUAAAAACUUCCGCUGACGACCAAAAUGUGCAGUGGGGAAGUUUUGGUGAACACACACACACGCGUGCACACACACAAAAAAAAAUUGACAAGCCACAGAACUACUUCAUCAUGGCCGUGCGUCGGAUUGCGCGUGCAUGUGGAUGCACUUCGCCCACAUGGCAGUGCAGGAACUUGUUCACGCCUUGCUGGCUUUAAGACCAGAGGAGGGUGUUAGCUUCUUCCAGCUGCUACCUCACUAUCUGUCCUCUCUAUCAGAGCCAGUUCCCCUUUCUCUGUUUGGGUUUGAAGAGAAGUGACACUUGUGAGGCCAAACUGUCUUCACAGCUUCAAUUCCACAUGUCGAGUUAAAAAGCCAAGUCAUUCAUUACAACAGCACGGCUUUGCUGCUUCUCUUUUCCCAAGCACAAGACGAUGAAUUCAAGGCAUUCGUCUUCUGGGUAACGGUACACAAUACCGAGUAAAUAAACUCCUUGACUAAAGCGGAUGUAAUUGCCGGUUCAUGGAAGUAUGAGUGGCAUUUUUAAUGAAGUAACGUGUUUUUGAGUAUUGAAGGGAUGUGCUUAUGCCAAAAAGUCCCAUUCCCAACAUAAAACCCAGGGUCAAGAAGUUGGAGUCGGUACAUUGUCAGAAGAUGUCGGGGUUUUUAGUGACAUCUACUGACUGACACCUGGGACUCACACGAGAUACUCAGAAGAGACGUUUACAAAGCAAAAACGAAACAAAUUAUCUGUGAUGUAGAGCUGGCUAGCUGAAACGGAUGAGAAGACAAGUAGUUUAGGCCCAUUACCCUUUGCUAACGAUACUAGAUGGAAGAUUGGUGAAAGAAAUGAAGUGAAAAGAGCGCCUAUGGUUAUUUAUACUGACUUCCAUCAAACCCAACCUGACCAUGUUCUAGUUUCAAGUUGGGAAACCCUUGGUCGGUUUUUGCGCUCAGUAAUCAGGCAAGCCACUACAAGCACUACAAGCAAUUGGCAAAGUACAUGCCUGUAUAUGCAUUAAAACAAAUAAAGGAAAAUGUUGAUAAUUUUCAAAUGUAUUUUUUGAAUGUGGAAGAUUUAGUUACUUUACUAUGAUUCAAGUACACAGAAUUUUGAGAUGAAGGUCAAUGAGAAUCUUGUUUUUCCUUUUUUUAUUAUUUCUGGUGUUAGGAAGCCAUUUUGCUUAUUUGUCCAACUUGGAUUUUUUUUUUUUUUUUUUUUUACUCCAAGAAUCUAGUUCAAAUAAAUAAGCUUUCUACACUUUUUUUUGUGACAACAAAUGAAAAACAAAUCUAAACUUUUGCUGCUGUAGAGCAAAAGUUGAAUACAAGUUUUUUGUGUAAUGAGUUGUACACAAACAAUUCAUUAUUUUCUUGUGGGGUGCAAUACCUUUCCAAAUAAUUAAAAGGAGAUUAUUAUAAAGUGAAGAAUAAUACAAUUAUACCAGGGAUGCUUGUGUCUAUUGUUUCCCCAUGGAAGCCCUUAAGGGCCAAAAGAAAAAAAAGAUAUUCACUGGUUACUUGUGUGUCAUUUUAGUUAUAGAUGAUG
Poecilia reticulata (guppy) is the source of this 5887-nucleotide messenger RNA. Its product is annotated as zinc finger protein Aiolos-like. Gene Ontology annotation, biological process: regulation of transcription by RNA polymerase II. NCBI's taxonomy places the organism in Eukaryota, Metazoa, Chordata, Actinopteri, Cyprinodontiformes, Poeciliidae. The record is from RefSeq and is a predicted model, not a curated record. Gene Ontology annotation, molecular function: DNA-binding transcription factor activity; RNA polymerase II cis-regulatory region sequence-specific DNA binding.